Molecule: messenger RNA, 831 nt
Organism: Moesziomyces antarcticus
Lineage: Eukaryota; Fungi; Basidiomycota; Ustilaginomycetes; Ustilaginales; Ustilaginaceae
Product: phospholipid methyltransferase
Exons: 2
Coding region: 1-831 (276 amino acids)
Source: RefSeq, a predicted model, not a curated record
AUGAAGAGCCUCCCUGCCGAACUGCACGCCAAGCCGGCUGCACCUGCGACGCUGUUCCAGUACAUCUUCCAGAACAUCUUCCCUGUCAUCAUGCUGGUGCGCCUGUACGUGUCGGGUCUGCCCGGUGCUAUUGUGGAGCAGCUGCGCAACCCGAACCCCAUCAACCUCAUCAAUCCGCUACACUGGAAGCAGCUCGCCUUCAACCACGGCUUCAGCUCCAUUCUCGCCGUGGCCGACGAGAUGUACAAGGACAUGAAGACGCCGCUGCUCCGAGGCGCCUACGGUCGCGUGCUCGAGGUCGGCGCAGGUGCUGGAAACUCGGUGGGCUACUACGAUCAGUCCAAGAUCGAGCGUCUCUUCUGCCUCGAGCCCUGCGCUCCUCUGCGCGAGAAGCUCGUCGCCAGGCUCGAGCGCGUCGGUCUGGCCAAGAAGACCACCGUGAUCCCCGUCGGCCUCGACGCAAAGAGCCGCCAUGCGCUCCUGGAGGCUGGUAUCGAACCCGAAUCGCUCGACACCAUUGUCCUCUUUCAGGUGCUCUGCAGCGUGCCCAAUCCCAAGGCCCAUCUCGAGUUCCUCCAGAGCCUCCUCAAGCCCGGCGGUCAGGUCAUCGUCUUUGAGCACGUCGGCAGCAAGCACGGCUUCACCCGCACCGUCCAGAACAUCUGGAACCCCAUUUGGCACUUCAACUUUGGCGGCUGCGACAUCAACAGGGACAGCGGCGACUGGCUCCGCGACAUUGGCGGCUGGAAGCAGAUCGACCUCAAGCGUCCCGUGCACGAAACCACCGCCGAGUUCCUGCCCCACGACAUUGGUCGCCUCGUCAAAGCCUGA